Molecule: messenger RNA, 4570 nt
Organism: Panicum virgatum (switchgrass)
Lineage: Eukaryota; Viridiplantae; Streptophyta; Magnoliopsida; Poales; Poaceae
Product: protein RETICULATA-RELATED 5, chloroplastic-like
Exons: 16
Coding region: 275-3583 (1102 amino acids)
Molecular function (GO): phosphatidylinositol binding
Source: RefSeq, a predicted model, not a curated record
ACUUAUCAAUACCGUAUCACACAUUCACACGAUCACGCUGCAAAGAACGGUUUGCUGAACAGUUCGUUAUUUUAACUCGAGGCCCCGCUUUCUUCAAAACCGAGCUGUCCACCCUGCUUACGCAUACCCGCGGCGGGGACACGCGACACCACCACCCGCCUCGGCGCCUCCUCCCUCCUUCCGCCCAUCGACCGAUCGUUUCUUCGCGGCCUUCCGCUGAGUCAGAUCCCACUCAACCCCCGGCCCAAACCCUACCCACCUUCGCGAAGCAGCCAUGAUGGCAGCCGAGCCGUCGUCGGCCGCCUCCGCCGCGGCGGACGACCUCGAAACCCUCGCGCUCGACUCGUCCUCGUCCACCGCCGCCACCGCGUCGGCCUCCACCGACCCUCUCCUCCGACCGCCUCCCUCCCAGAACGCCGCCGGAAACCACGACGCCUUCGUCAUCGACGACUUCCUCGAGGAGGACGACUUCUCGCCCGCCCCGGCGCCCAGCGUCGCCCGCCAGCCCGCCCCGCGCGGCGACGCCGCGCCCUCGGUGUUCGCCAAAAUCACCGUGUCCGAUCCGAAGAAGCACGCGGAGCCCGCCGCUGGCGGCGUGAUCCCGGGCUCCGGGAGCUACUUCACCUACCUCAUCACCACCCGCCUCGCGGGCGGCGGCGGGGAGGUCCGCGUGCGGCGGCGCUUCCGCGACGUGGUGGCCCUCGCGGACCGCCUCGCCGCGGCCCACAGAGGUCUGUUCGUCCCGGCCCGGCCCGACAAGAGCGUCCUCGAGGGGCAGGUCAUGCAGCGCCACGACUUCGUGAGCCAGCGGUGCGCCGCGCUCCAGCGCUACCUCUGCCGCCUCGCCGCGCACCCAAUUGUCGGCCACAGCCCCGACCUCCGUAUUUUCCUCACCGAGCCUGGUGCCAUCCCCGCCUUCCAGCCCGAGGCGCCGCGAUACUGGACUACCACGGUGAAUGCUGCAGCUCCGCUGGUGCAGGCCAAAUCUGGGAGGGACUUAUUUGGGAUGUUCAAGGGUCUGAAGCAGACUGUGGUGAACGGGCUGGUCUCAACAAAGCCUCCACCUGUGGAGCAGGAGACAGACACAGAAUUCCUGGCGCACAAGGCCAGGCUCGAGGACUUGCAGCAGCAGCUCACCACAACAUCACAGCAGGCUGAAGCACUUGUUAAAGCACAAGAUGAUCUUAGAGAAACUACGGGUCACUUGGGCAUGACACUGAUUAAACUGGCAAAAUUUGAAAGAGAGCAGGCAACAUGUAAUUCCCUGAGAAGACGAGCUGGUGAAAUCCAUAAUUUUGCAAAUUCUGUUUUGAAGAUGAGCAGAUCCCAGAUAAAAUUGAACUCAGAAAUUGUGAAGCACCUGGGUAGUAUCCAUGAGUACUUGGAGGCUAUGAUAUCAGUCAAUCAUGCAUUUACAGAUCGCUCUAAUGCUUUACAUCAUGUGCAAAGUUUGUCAGCAGAUUUGUUUUCCUUGCAUACCAGGGCAGGGAGACUUGAAUCUUCAUCAGCAAGAGAUAUGGGGCAUGAGUGGUCAACAUAUCAGAAGGUAGAGGGAUUGAAAGAAACAAUAAGAGCAACAGAAGCAGCCAAAACUGAUGCACUAAGAGAAUAUGAAAGCAUUAAGGAAGACAACAAGAUUGAAAUAAAAAGAUUUGACAAGGAAAGGCGCCGUGAUUUCACCGAGAUGCUGAAAGGUUUUGUUGUAAAUCAGGCCUCAUAUUCCGACCAUUUUGCUAACAUGUGGACAAAGGUAGCAGAGGAAACGCGGGGGCGGGUGUGGGAGAAGCUGGCGGCCGCGAGAGUGGUGUACCUCGGCGAGGCCGAGCUCGAGCCCGACCCCGACGACCGCGCGCUCGAACUCGAGAUCGUGAGGGGCCUCACGGGCCGCUGCGCCGACGCCGGGAGGGGCCUGGCGCUCGCGCUCGAGGCGUUCCCCUGCGACCUGCAGCAGCAGCUCGACCAGUUCAUGGACGGGAGGAUUGAUGGCAGAAUCUUAAAGCUGUACACAUCGCACUGGCCGCAGGAGCUCUGGCAGCAGUAUGAACCUCUUCUGAAUUAUUGUCGUGAUACUGGAAUUAAGCUUAUUGCUUGUGGAACGCCACUGGAGGUAAAAAGAACUGUCCAAGCAGAUGGGAUUAGAGCUCUCACAAAAGCCGAAAGAGAAGCAUAUGCCCCUCCAGCUGGCUCAGGCUUCAUCUCUGGUUUCAUGUUUGGCUCAGGCCGGUCAUUAAUAGACAAGAUCUCAUCAAUGGACGACUCUCUGUUUGGCACUACCUCAUAUUUAUUAGAACAGACAAGAGUAGUUGAUGAUUAUACCAUUUCCCAGAUUAUUACGAAAGAACUUAAUGAUGGAGAUCAUUCACGGUUGCUAAUUGUUGUGACGGGCGCAAGCCACGUUAUGUACGGACCACGAGGAAGUGGUGUUCCUGGCAGAAUAUCUAAAAAGGUGCCAAAGAAAGACCAGGUUGUGGUACUGCUUGAUCCUGAAAGACAGGUUAUAAGGAAUGAAGGUGAAGUCCCUAUUGCUGAUUUCUUAUGGUAUUCAGCGGCUAAACCUUGCACUAGAAAUUGCUUUGACCGUGCUGAAAUUGCUCGAGUUAUGAGUGCUGCUGGUAGGAGGCCCGAAGGUUUACCUCAGGAUCUUCAGAAAGGAAUAGAUCUUGGUGUAGUUUCCCCUGAGAUAUUGCAGAACUUUUUUGACCUUGAGAAGUACCCUGUUAUGACAGAACUGAUUCAUCGAUUUCAAGGUUUCCGAGAAAGAUUGUUGGCAGACCCUAAAUUCCUUCAAAGAUUAGCUAUUGAAGAGGCUAUAUCAAUAACGACAACUCUACUAGCGCAGUAUGAAAGACGGAAAGGAAGAUUUUUUGAAGAAAUUGACUAUGUCCUCACAGAUACUAUAAGAGGAUCCGUCGUUGAUUUCUUUACAGUGUGGCUUCCUGCUCCUACUAUUUCAGUCCUUCAAUAUGCUGAUGAUGGUUCUGGUCAGAGUUUGGAGUUUGUCAGAGGCCUUUUAGGAUCAUUGCCAGAUAACGCGUUCCAAAAGAAUAUCCUGGGUCAGGAUUGGAGUAUCAAGCAAAGAAUUGCAGCAGUGUUAGUUGGUGGUUUGAAACUUGCCAGUGUAGGUUUCAUUUCUAGUGUUGGGGCUGGAGUUUCCUCAGAUCUGGUUUAUGCUGCCAGAGGAAUAGUGAAACCUUCAGAAAAAGUGGAAUCAGGAAGGAAGAGAUCUCCUAUCUGGAAGUCAGCAGCUGUUUAUAGUUGCUUUCUUGGAACAUCAGCAAAUUUGCGGUAUCAGAUUAUUGCUGGUCUAGUGGAGUAUCGGCUAGGAGAGAGCCUUGUGACAUAUUACAAUCAACCACUUAUUGCUGGUUUGUUGUCCUUCAUUGCGAGGACAUUGAACUCAUACUGGGGAACACAGCAAUGGGUUGAUCUUGCGCGAUACACUGGGCUACAGAAGAUUGAGGAAAAGCCUCCUGGUGAGGCCACCACCCCACCUGAACCGGCACACUUGGAUGCUUGUACGACUGAAGGACAUAAUUUGGAUGACAGUAGUAAUAACACCAAUGAAUCAAGUGGUCCGAGCUAGUGAUUUGGUUACUUCGCGGAGGCUGAAGAUCACAUAGCCUAUACUUUCAUAGACAGUGAAAGAGGCCACCAUCUACGAGAUUGAGCCUCACUCCUGGGAUCUCAAGGAGUGGAAAUUUGAGGAAAUAUUAGCCACAUGCAUUUAUUCAUUUUCUUUUUCAGUGCCCCCAACAGCGUGCACACAGCGUUUCUUGUUUCUAUUUCUAGAGUAAAUAUUGUUUUGUAGUGUCAAAAAGUAAAUAUUGUUUGUACUUUGUCCAUCUGUAAGAACUCUUGCAGUCCCUAGAGGAUUUGCCGCAACGAGGGGCUGUAGCCUGUAUAGCAUAGCAUUUUAUUUAUUCUGGUUUAGGAUGAAUAAUAGUGACACUAGAAAGUUCGACUGGUAAGUCCUGCAAAAGAAGUUUGGCAGGUCCGGCUGUUGCAAAUGGUUCUUUGAGCCCUCUAUAGAUCCAUAUGUUUCAGAGUGUGAGCAAGUUCUCUUCGUCAUCUUUCAGAGAAAUAAGAAAUAUGCCAUCUCUGUCCUGCAGAACAAAGUUAUCAAGAAGACUUGCAGAAGUGAAGGUGGUAGGUGUUACACUGAGGUUUUGGAAUGGCGAGAGCACAGGCUAUGGGGCAAGGAGAACAAGAUCACUUCGUUCUGAAGAGCGGGCACACCAUCCCAGCUGUUGGGCUUGGCACUUGGAGAGCCGGCUCAGAUACCGCUCACUCUGUUACGACAGCCAUCACUGAGGCUGGGUGUAGGCAUGUGGACCCAGCUGCUCAGUACGGAGUAGAAAAGGAGGUCGGUAAAGGACUGAAAGCUGCAAUGGAGGCUGGGAUCAGCAGUAAAGAUUUGUUUGUAACAUCAAAACUAUGGUGCACAGACUUGGUUCCUGAUAAGAUUCGGCCAGCGCUACAAAAGACGCUCAAGGAUUUGCAGCUGGAUUAUAUCGAUCUCUACCUUGUAAGAAACCUAAACCGAUGGCUUUCUAUUGUUUCAACUUUCUUA